Messenger RNA from Anopheles coluzzii, 8684 nucleotides. RefSeq names its product interference hedgehog-like. Gene Ontology annotation, cellular component: axon; plasma membrane. The record is from RefSeq and is a predicted model, not a curated record. Gene Ontology annotation, molecular function: protein binding. Bases 1002 to 4571 code for a protein of 1189 amino acids. The transcript has 10 exons. Gene Ontology annotation, biological process: axon guidance; cell-cell adhesion. Lineage: Eukaryota; Metazoa; Arthropoda; Insecta; Diptera; Culicidae.
GCACUACUUUCAAAGUGUAUUUCGCCGCGUACGUAUCUCUCGAAGCCUGGGCAACGGAUCAGUAGGAAACUUCUGCCGGCGUGAAAGAUCCCGUGAUCAGGUGCGAUCGACGGACGGGUUGGUGGCAAGUGCAACCGAGUGCACACGUGCGUAUCUCUUCCCGAGUUGUUUGUUCACAGUGUGUGAGUGUAUGUGCGUGUAGUUUAGUGUGUAGUGCACGCACGGUGACGAGAUUCGUACCAGCGGCGUUGUGCGGAGUGUGUGUGUGCGUGUGUUUGAUUUGCCUGUGGCGAUGUUCUGCUAAUGCGCGCUCACUGUCUCAAUGACGUCGAUCGCUGGUGCGAUGAAAUAGCAUCAAUCAAUGAGCAGUGUGGUUUGGUGUGUGUGUUGAUGUGUCUCAUCUCAUAGCGUAAAGAGCGCAGUGCAGUGUAUACUGUGUGUGUGUGGGUGUGUAUUAGAGUGUGCGUACGAGUGUGGGUGGAUGGGUAUUCAGUGUGAGUUAGUUUAGUGUUUGACGGUGGUGUACAUACAAAAACAUAUAAAAACAACGAUUGUGUACGGUGUGGAAGACAGCAAGCAGAGACAACAAACCUCACCAGAGAAUACGAAGACGAUCGUAGCCGAUGGUUUGUUUCGCUCAACAGAGAUAAGUGUGUGGCACCACCAUCUAACCCCUUGGCAUCGGCAUCAGCGUAGUGGCAUCUGGGGCAAAAUAAAGAUGAUUGGCUGCUAAUGAACUAAACAGGGAAAGGACGCGGCGAACGUUAGCAGCCCCCACAGCCAUCGAUAACUGUUCAGCUCCCGGGACUGUCCGCACUGGACGCACACUGCCCCAAAGCGUUGCACCUUUUUUUUGUUAUUUUAGCGAACUUAAAAGACUACACACUCUGCUGUUUGGCUCAGAGUGUGGCCCUCCAGGACCAACAAGUCGAGCGAGCGAGCGAGACGGAACACAAAACUGAAGUGGAUAUGCACUAGCCCGAACCUGGAAGCGUUUAACAAUGUGUUCAGCAAACGAUCGACUCAGCGACACCGCCACUCAUCCGCCAGCAGCACCACUCAGCUCCACAAUGUACACGCAAGCAAGCAAACGACCUCCAGCAGCACGGCGACCACUCGUGAGCAGUAGGAGGAGAUCCUGCCGUACCCAGCAGCACCUGCCUCACUGCCAUCGAUGCAGUAGGUGGUCGGACCGGCGGAUAUCGCACAGUUUAUUGGGACUGUGCCUACUGCUAACCGUAUGCAUCCUGCCCACGGUGUUCGGUUCCCCGCAGUCCUCACACUCGCAUCAUUCACAUCACUCCCAUGGACAUCACCAUCAAACGGCACCGGCACACGGUGGUGGAACGAGUGGCAGUGUCCCGCCAUCCUCCCAGCAGUACUCCGGUGGCUCCUCGGGCCGUUCGAGCGGUGGCAGCGGUCUCGGCCUGUACAUCAUUCGUGCGCCGGAGUCGACGAUCGCACCCGCCGACGAUGAGGUGCUGUUUGAGUGCGAGCUGAACCUGAUGCCGGAGCAGCUGGACUGGCGGUUUCGGGCGCAGGGUACGGCGGGACAGCGCAAAGACUACGUGCUAAUCCAGAGCAAUCACCAUGGGUACAAUGCGACGGUCGUUGACGGCCGGUACAAGCUGCGCGUGUCGGUAAGCGAAUCCACGAUCGGCGAGUACCAGUGUGUGGCGUGGUUCGGUGCGUCGGCGAUUGCGUCCAUACCGGCCCGCCUGACGCUGGCGACGAUCGGGCUGGAGGCGGAGGCAACCGGUGUGCCGGGCCGGCACGAUCGGGUACCGACGACGAUGCGCCGCAUACAACCGCAGCAGCAUUUUAAGGUAUUCCCCGGCAACAGUAUUAUCAUCGAUUGCGGUGACAUCGUCUCGAACCCGCCACCCAUCUGGAGCUACUACAAGGAUGGCAUGACGAUCUAUCCGAACGUGACGCAGCUCCAGACGGGCCGCCGGCUCAUACUGGCCUCGCUGGCGCAGCGCGACACCGGCACGUACUGGUGCUCGGCCGUCAACUCCAUCACCGGCAGCGAAGUCAUACUGCCCCAGCGUACCACCGUCACGGUCGACUACGUACCGCGCUCGGCACCGCGCGCCUUCACCCAGCCUCAGAACGUGUCGGUGCUGCCGGGCGAUACGGCCCUGCUCGAGUGCCCGGGCGUCGGCAACCCCGUCCCAGUGCCCGCCUGGACGAGAGCGAACGGCAUCCCGCUGAAUGUGCGCGCUCGCAUCCAGGACUACGGCCUGCAGCUGUCCAACGUCCAUCCGGAGGACGCGGGCCAGUACCUGUGCCGGCUGCAGAACGGCAUCGAUCCGCCGCUGCUACACUCCGUGUGGCUGACCGUGCUGGAGCCGCCGCGCAUUGUCGCGCCACCCCGCUCGACGCUCACCAACGAAAGCGACAGCCUGGAGCUGGAGUGCAUUGCGCGCGGUUCGCCCCAUCCCGACAUCUACUGGAUGAUCAACGGCGACUACACCGAGUGGGACGGUCUGAUACGCACGAACGGCACGCGGCUCAUCAUACAGUCGGUGGAAAAGCGCCACGCCGGCAUCGUGCAGUGCUUCGCCCGCAACGCGGUCGGGGAGGCGAGCGAGGGCAAUCUGCUGCAGGUCAUCCCGAAGCAGAUACCGGGCGGCAUCGGCACUACACCGCUCGGGUCCGUCCCGUCCAGCCCGAAGGCGGGCGGUGGUGGCGGCGGUGGCGGCGCCGGCGGGGACCAUUCGCCCAAGCGCAAGGGUGGAAAGAAGCACAAAAACCUGGUAAUGAUACCUCCCUCCCGGCCCAACAUUACCCGGCUGUCGGACGAAUCGGUGAUGGUGCGCUGGUCCGUACCGUCCAGCGACGGGCUGCCGAUCCAGUUCUUCAAGGUGCAGUACCGAAUGCUCGGCGACCCGACGAAAAACAUCGCCCGCACCCAGUGGAUGACGGAGAACGAGGACAUCCCACCGUACACGCGCUCCUACGAGGUGAACAACCUCAAAUCGGACCACCUGUACCGGUUCCGCAUCGUGGCGGUCUACUCGAACAACGACAACAAGGAGGGAGCCGCCUCGGGCAAAUUCCACCUGCAGCGUGGCUCCCAGCUCGGUCUCACCAAGAACCAUCUGCUGGCGCCGACGCUCACCCGCAUCGAGCCCGUGUCGCAGCAUGCCGUCGUGCUGCAGUGGCAGUUCCCCCAGCAUCUGCCGCACCCGAUCGAUGGCUUUUACGCGUACUAUCGGCCGGCCACGACGGCGGGCGAAUACUCGAAGGCCACGGUGGACAGCAGCACGGCCCGCCACUUCAAGAUCGAUCAUCUCGAGCCGGGCACGGCCUACGAGUUUAAGCUGCAAUCGUUCACCGCGUCGGCCGCGUCGGACUUUAGCGCGAUCCUGACCGGUCGGACGCUGAAGCCACCGACGCCGCCACCGACCGUACCGACGGUGAUAGCGGCAGCGGAAGGGCCGGACGGUAGCCAGGUCGUGCCGGUGAACUAUCUGCUCGUGAUCGGCUGCGUGCUGAUCGUGAGCGUGCUGCUCGUGCUGUUUCUGUGCUGCUGCUUCAGCCGGCGCAAGAAGCGUGGCCACGGUGCAGAUGAACCAGAUGCGAAGGUACACAUACCGGUCGAUCAGAACGGGUUUGCCGGUGCGGUCAGCAAUGGGGGACCAAGGGGCCCGCCGCCGCCCCACCACAAGACGCGCACGAACGGCAUGAACGGACGGAUGAACAUUACGCCCAACCCGCUGGCACAGGAUGGCGACAAGGUAACGAAUCGCACUGUGAUGGAGCUGCGCUUCCUGCCGAACACGCUGGUCGAGGGAGAUGCCGGGCUGGCACGGGCGGCUGGCACCGCUACCGCCAACCCGAUCGAGGGCGGCUGGAGACGGAAGAAGCGAAACGCCGCGCUCGAUGCGGUGCCGAAGCAGGGCGACGAACCGGCGGACGGCGGCGGACGGACGGGCGAUGGUAGCGACGAGGGCGACGAAACGACGGACCCGGCUGGAGUGGCUGCUGCCACGCUGUCCCACGAGCCAGCCACUAAUAACAACCACCAAUCGAUUCCCAACCAACAGCAGCAACAUCACCUGCAGCAGCAACACAUCGGAGGACUGCCGCCGCUGCAUCAUCCGAGUGCCGCCACCGUGGCAAUGAACAGUUGUGGCAUUCCGCAAGCGCAGCAGCAGCAGCACCAACAGCAGCAGCAGCAGCAGGAACAGCUAAUGCUUGCCUCGAUGCCCCACCGGCGCACGCUCGAACGCACCGCGGUCAGACCGAUCCCGAACGGUGCCACCAUGGCGUACGGCGUCGAUCCGAAGCUGGUGCUGGACGGUGGUCAGCCGCCCGUCGAUUGCCGCCAGUCCUCGAUACGGCGUACGCGGCGUGGGUCCGGCUCCGUCCCAGGCAGCCCACGAAUAGGUCGUGGACCCAGCAGUGAGUUCCUUCAGCAGCAGCAGCAACAGCAGCAGCAGGGCGUAACCGUUGCCCGCUCGCCGAUGCCGAUGCGUGCGGCCGGGAUGAAGCGACCGGGCGCGACAAGGCUGGGCCGGGCCGAGAACAUGUCCUCGGGCAGCUUGAACAGUAUUGAGGUAUGAGAAUGGCCGACCGGCGCCGUCCCGACCGCCGCCGACGGCGCAACCACCGGCGCGUCCUCCUCAUCCACCAUCGUCUCCCGCAAGCGGCGCAGCAAGCGUGCGUUCAAGCUGCUGUAUCUGGUGCGCCGGCGCCAUGCUAGGAAGCCACGCCAGCUGCCCCAGCAGGACGUGGAGCACCACUGCCAGAAGCAGGCGUUCUACGAGCGGGCGAACGGGUACCGGCUAAUAUCCUGAGUGUCACCGUUCGAGCUGCUGCUCUCCGUGCUGCACGAUCUGGUGGUUAGCGUUUAGAGAGGGUUAGAGCGGGUUUUGCGGGGUUCGUGCCCCCUUUUACUUUUUUUGUUUCUACUACAUCCGUCCAUGAGUUGUCUGUAUACAUCCUGUUUCUGAGUUAGAGUUAGAGAGAGGGGCGAGGGUUUUAGCAAGGUUAAGUUAGUGCCUAAAGCUAGAUCGUAUGAGCAAAGGGUGCCGCUGCUGUACUUAAAUCUCUAUUCUUCGUUUAGUUCGAUGUACCUUUCGCUUUCCGUUUGAAAGGCACCUCUGGCCCUGCCCCGGGUACAGUGGGUCGGUGCAUAAUUGUAAAUAAGGCUCCUCGGUUGGAACGGGGCGUGAACUUAGGCUAUACGGGAGGGAAACUACUGUUAACAGCUGUGUGUGUAGGGAUUAGCAGAGCAGGCGAAGACAAAAGACACACGUAAGCGCGGCGAGCAGUGAAUGUGCUACUUAACGUAUAACUACUAUUGCUAUUAAUACGGCUAUUAAUACUACUACUACUACUACUACUACAGAUACUUAACGUACACACAUUAGAUAAUCACACCAACAACCAACACAAUCAGGAGUCCGAAAUGUAACGCUUAGAAACGAACUGUAACAAGUCUGUUAGCUCUCGGCCUCGGCCUACUUGCUGGAAGGGUAGCAAUGCAAUGCGCCUAAAGCUAUGCAAUGUGUUAGAAUCUGUGCUGUUUGGCACAUAGUUUAAACAGCUGUUCAAAACUAGUUUUUUCAUGAUUUUGGUAGUUCAAAGGUAUGAUUAAAAUGGAAUGUAACGACAACAAAUUGCAUACAUUUAGGCGCUUUGCCACGUGGAAGGCAUGCAAUUGCAACAGAAAGCGACGCAAUCGUUCUGUACACAUUAGCUUCACCAUAGUAAUACACACGCACAUAAACAAACACAGAAACAAACACUAUUUAAAUGUAGCACAGAUGUAUAUGUAUGUGUAACAAAUUUGAAAGGCGAAUCAAAAAAGGCGGGAAGAAUCGAAAAUAGGGAAUAAUAGUGAGAUGUUUACUGAGCUUCUUUUUUUAAACUGACUGAUGGGCACUGAUUAAUCAUUAGCGAAAUAUACAUGUAUGGGGUUAGGCUAGGGGACGAGUGGGGGGAGUGCUAACAAUUUCCUGGCACGUUUGACACAGCGCGCACGGCCAGCAGUCUGCUAUACAAAUGUGUGUAAAUUAUUUAUUAAACCGGUAGUGGAAGGAAACCAGCGCACAGCAGCAAACGAGCGAUAGUAUUUUAGAUGUGUUAGAUGCGCGGAAACCCAUAAAAGGUUCCAAUGUAUUCCAGAUCGAACGUUUCGAACAGACAGAGAGAGAGAGAGAGCUAAGGAGUCGAACCGGUUUGCCAUUUAGCAUGUUUUGGAGAACGUUUGUUCAGCGUUGUUUAUAGUUUUGUUCUUUAGCAAAAGAUGCUCCAAAAAGGCCGAAUGUAGGCGCCUUGUAGGAUUGUAAAUAACGAAGAGGAAUAGCUAAAGGACACUGAAAAAACUAGGGUAGAAAACACCUCCAUCUACUUGUAAACAGUAGCAAUCUGAGCAGUUAUUAGCGAACCAACUGGAUGUACGUGUAUAUUUUGUGUAACAAGUAGAGAGAAAAGGCACAAAAAAACGACAGAAAAGCGUAAAAUCCACCCAAUCAAAUCAUAAUUCCAGCAUCAUCAUCUGCGUGUCCAUUUUUUUGUUUGUUUGUUUGAUUCUACUUGAUCAGCGCUUCGCUAACGUCCGUUUUGUGCACUAGGAUGAGGGAGAUAGAUGAUCGCAUAACGACGAUUGGUGUGUGUGCGUGUGUGCGUGUCUUUUUUUGGGGGGAGGGGGUGUGCUUACUUACGUUUGCUUCUACGUUCCCCGUAGCACAAAAGGCGCUUGAAGCGUAAGCGAAACACAAUGGCGAAGAAACACCUGUAAGAAAUGGCGAAACAAUUAAAGGAAAACCGUGAAAAGAAUGCAAAUUGUGUGUUGAUUAUUUGUAUGCGCUGAGAAGAAUGGAAAGAAAUUGGCAAUGGUAACGGGUAAGAAUUUUAAAACGAGAAAGAAAAUGAGAAAAACGUCAUUGCGCAACAACGUCCCUCAUUCACCGACGCAUGCCAUAGAGGAAAACAGAAAAAAAAACAAAAAAAGCGAAAUCGGUUUUGACCCCGUACGCGAUACGGCAAAAGUAACAGGAGCGCAGGAAUCUGUGCAGGUAGCACCACGCGUCACACGACACACUAAUUUCGGGCGAAUGAAAGAGACAGCACGGUGUACUGCGAUCGAUCAUGUGCGCCUGUUACAAACGUAGCAGAAUGUUAGUGUCGGCAGAACGGCGUGCCGUGUGCGUAUCGCGUUGCGUGCUACCUACCGACAUGCAUGCUCUCCUGGUACAAGCAGUCGGAAAGGUUGUGUCAGCGCAAAUCGGUUUUUUUUUCGUUUUUUUUUUUUGUUUUCUUCUAUGGCGAAUGAGGGGCGUCGUUGCGGAAUGAAGUUUUUUUUUACAUUUUCUAUCUCGAUUUUAGUUUCUUACCCGUUAAUAUUGAUCAGUUUCUUGUGUGUUGUUUUGCAACAUGGCGAAUCUUGUUGUCGCAACCGGGAUGUAUGAUCCUGUUCGAUGAACAUUUUGUUCGAUGUUCGAUAGCUGCCGUGGUGAAUGUUCAGCGUGGUGAAUAUAAGACACUGUGCUUUUGCUGUGCUGGUUUGUGUCUUCGCUAACUGGCAUAGUGAUGUGCAAACAUUGGUAUGAUGGAGAAGAUUAAUAAAAAAAAUAAAAUUAUCAAAAACAAACACGAAUAAACGGAUAUGAAAUUACAAGCAAUUGUAUAUUGUGGAAAAAUAGUUUGAUAAAUAUUUAAAUUCUGACAGCUAUUACUUACUGAAUCAAUCAAUCUCCACAAUCGAAUUACAAAAUUACCAUCCCGUAAAUAAGUAAACACGCAGAUUGGUUUCUUUUUUAAAUAGAAUUUACAUUACAUAUAUUUCUUUUCUUUUUUUCUGUCAUUUUCACAGGUUUUUUUUCUUGUUUUGUGUUGUUUUGUUUGCUUGUUGCUGGUUUUAUACACACAUUUAGUUUAAAAUAUACAUCGUUUCUCGUCCUACUAUCCACCACCAGCCUCUUACACACACACACAUACGCUCCACACAACAUCAUUACCAAAAUCAAUCGGCCCUCGGUUGUAUUUGCAUGUAUGUAUGCGUGUGUGUGGGUGUGGGUGUGGUUUGGUUGAUUUCAAUCACUCUUUUCCUGGGUCAUCGGCCAUCUGAUUCCGUUCCCAGCAGCGCAAUGUAUGCGAUUUCCCCCACCCUCUUCGUUCAACACUACAUUCUGGUUACAAUGGUUCUUCAAACCCUUUUGGCUCUUUUCCUCAAUCAGCUCCUGCCUUGCUUCCUUCCUUGCUGUUUGAAAUGUUUUUAAAUGUCUUAACAGUUGGUAACUUUCACUGAACGGCAUAUGGUUUCGGUUCAAUUUUUGUUUUUCUGUUGGUUUUUUCUUCCUCUCUAAAACAAUCUCUCGCUCUCAUCUAGUAAUUUUGUGCACAGGAAGCGUUCUUUCCCUUCCCUUGCUCUCUGUUCGUGUCUUUUUUGUUUGUGUUUGUGUGUUAAAAAUAGCACUGGCACUGGAAUAUUUAACUGUUUGCUCUUUUACAUUUUUGUUUUCUGCUGCUAUUAAUCGGUGUGUGUGUGUUCAACGUUUCGUUUUUUUUAAUCUACUUAUCAACGCAUUUGUGUAAUUAUGCCUCUUUCUUAUCAUUCUUCUCAACACACACACACACACACACACUUGCGUAAAUGUAUGUUAUUGCCUUCCCAUUUGUAUAUCAACAAGAAAUGGGAAAGCUUACUUCAAGCACCUGCAAGAAUUAAA